This is a messenger RNA of Knipowitschia caucasica, 1080 nucleotides long. The record is from the annotation of a GenBank genome assembly. Lineage: Eukaryota; Metazoa; Chordata; Actinopteri; Gobiiformes; Gobiidae.
AUGGCCGCCAUGCCCACACCCCGCGCUCUCUCUAGCGCCUCCCAGCCAGUGGUUGGAGCAGCUGUCCGCGCAUGGACCUCUUCUACAGCCCGAGAGAGAGUGCAGGGAAGCGGCCAGCGCAGACAUAGGGGCCGUGUGAGACUCAGGGGCCUCAUGUGUGAUCACAGCCGCAGGCUGGAUGGAGCCCGGCAGGAACACCGUUGGCGUGGUGCUGCCAGCGUGUGGGAGGACCCAGGCCCUUACCAUGUGGCCUACCCCCGGGACUAUCGCUUCCUCCUGGAGGACACUGCAGUGUGUAAGGACCCAUCUCCAUUUGUGCUGCUGGUGGUGCCCGUAGCCCCUGCAGACGUCGCAGCCAGGAAUCUGAUCCGCAGCUCUUGGGGCAGGCAGGCAGAAGUGCGGGGCCGUCUGGUACGGAGCCUUUUCUUGGUUGGGGUGGACAGCAGUCUGGGGGCCCACACUGUUCAGCUGAAGCUGCAACAGGAGAGCCAGCAGUACCACGACCUGGUGCAGAGCAACUUCAUCGAUUCCUACCGCAACCUCACCAUCAAGACCAUGGUGAUGCUGGAGUGGCUGGCUGCUCACUGCUCCUCCUCCGCGACAUAUGUGGUCAAAGUGGACUCGGACAUGUUCCUCCACGUGCCCAACCUGGUGGACCUACUGCUGCAGCCGGACACCCCCAAGAACAAUUACAUGAGCGGCCUGGUGUGGUGGCACAGCCCGGUCCUCCGCAACCCGUGGGACAAGUUCUACAUGCCCCGUGAGGUCAUCGCAGAGGAAGAGUACCCCCCCUACCCACUGGGUAUGACUUAUAUCAUGUCCCUGGACCUGCCUCACAAGAUUCUGUCCGUGUCCAGGGAGAUCAAGCCCAUCUUCAUUGAGGACGCCUAUCUUGGCAUGUGCCUGAAGCGGCUGCAGAUCUCCCCCACCAACCCCCCAGCCCAAGACAUGUUCCUGGUGAACCAGCCCCAUCCACUCAGUCCCUGCGCUCUGUCUCGAGUCGUCGCCACCACCACCACCGGCGCUCAGCUCAUGAUGAACUACUGGAGGCGCAGCCAGCAGCCUGAAACUCGCUGCUAG